AUGAAUAUAAGUACUGAAUGCUGUUUCUCGCUAUCGCCUCUAUUUUCAUUUCGAUAACUAAAUAAAUUUUAUAUUUAUUCAGGAGACAAGAAGAGCAUGCUUAAUGGAUUAAUGCAAGAUGACUCGAAAGAGCGAUUAAACAACAUGCACAAAGGAAUAUUUCUUUCGAAACUUCGUCAGCAGCAGGCAAAGCUGAUUCGAAUGAACUACCACGCCAUGAUGUACCCGAUGAACAAGCCCUUGCUUCCGUUCGAUGAAGCACAGUCACUACGAAAGAACGUUGUAGCCAAUGUUUGCACCUUAUUUGAAGAAAAUGCAUACGGGGCCAAGCCCCCGAUCCCCGGACAUCUCCUCGUUGAUGACAAUCACCAUCUCAUCUUUUGUCAGAUUCGCAAAGUUGCCUCCAUUACUUGGCGUCAAGUCCUUGAUGAAGCAGCCAAUAAGAAAGGCAGUCACAAGAUUCAACGACUGAGCACGUACACAGCAACAGAGAGAAAUUACAGACUUAAACAUUAUACUAAGAUCAUGUUCGUGCGUGAACCCAUUCUCCGGGUGGUCUCCGGUUGGUUCGACAAGUUCGUCAGAACAAACGACCGAGAUCACCUAAACUAUUUGAUGCGCUAUGGAUGUGACAUCGCCCGUCUCGCAGGUCGGAACGUCAGCGACAUCGAGCUCUGCAGACACGAUCACGUCGACGAGGGCGAACUCACAGGAACGGACUUGCUUUCACGACUGAGAGAAGGUCGGAGGCUGAGGAUAUCUUUCGAGGACUUUUCGCGGUUCCUGAUCAACGGACCGGUAGCUAUCAAGAACGAUAUGCAUUGGGAGACUUACCACUCUCGCUGUCAGCCGUGUCAGGUAAGUUUUCACUCGUGGGCCCCGUAACAAAAAGGUUAGCGUUAAUUGCUCAGUGAAACGGCCUGUCAAGA
This is a messenger RNA of Lytechinus variegatus (green sea urchin), 929 nucleotides long. RefSeq names its product carbohydrate sulfotransferase 11-like. The transcript is spliced from 4 exons. Gene Ontology annotation, cellular component: membrane. The coding region runs from base 97 to 885 and encodes 262 amino acids. Gene Ontology annotation, molecular function: sulfotransferase activity. Gene Ontology annotation, biological process: carbohydrate biosynthetic process. Lineage: Eukaryota; Metazoa; Echinodermata; Echinoidea; Temnopleuroida; Toxopneustidae. The record is from RefSeq and is a predicted model, not a curated record.